Molecule: messenger RNA, 3292 nt
Organism: Neolamprologus brichardi
Lineage: Eukaryota; Metazoa; Chordata; Actinopteri; Cichliformes; Cichlidae
Gene: mfsd13al
Product: major facilitator superfamily domain containing 13a-like
Source: RefSeq, a predicted model, not a curated record
UCUUAUCCUGAAGUCCCGCCCGUUGGUGACUGUCAAAACAGCUUCGUUGGGGUAGAUUUUCUGUUUUUUACCAUGCUUGGGUAAAUAUUUAGCAAGUGUUACUUCCUAACAAGUGUACAUUCAUGGGAAUUAGUGAACAGGAACAAUAUUCGUCUCAUUGCCAGACUCUUUUUUUUUUUUUUGCACAGUGGAAUUUUGCUAUUCUUACAGCAGUAUCAUUAGCAAUGCUAAACAGCAGUAGCGUUGUAAAACCGAUGCUGCAGGUGACAACAACUCCUCCUCGCUCCUUGCUCGUUUAGUGACACAUUUAACUUGGUUAGGCUCUCGUGGCCGUGAAGGUGAAACCUGUCUCGAGCGUUUCCAGACCGGAACAAUGAAUGUCUUCCGACACCUGAUAAACUUUGGGGUGAACCCUGCAGCGCUGGCUUAUGCCAUGACCACUCUGGGGUCUAGCAUGAUAAACAAUAUGUUCAGCUUCUACUAUGUGAAACUCUUCCUGAAUAGGUACAAGAUAUCCGAAGGAGCGUUUCACCAAUCACAAGUGGUGUACAUGGUGUGGAAUGCAGUUAAUGACCCUCUCUUUGGUUACCUGCAAGAUAACUCCAGGGUACCCUGCUGCUCUCAGCGACGUCUCUCCAUCCUGUACGGCGCUCCCCUCUAUUCGCUAGCUUUUCUUUUAGCCUGGUUCCCGUGGCGUUCCUAUGCCCCUGGCGACUGGUUGAGUGGUUUGCACUUGACAGUAGCGCUGUGUGCUUUCGAUGGCAUGCUAACUUUUGUGCUGUUGGCACAAUGUGCCUUGUUUGCAGAGAUUUCCAGCCAUCAUCAGAACAGACUUAGACUCAUAAAGUACAACCAGGUGGCUUCUCUCAUUGGCUCAUCCAGUGUCCUCUUCUGUGGUGUGGUUUCCAACAACAUGGAAGACUUCUUGGCCUUUCAGGCAUUUGCUGUGCUGAUUGCUAUCCUGAGCUGUGGCUGCAUGCUCUACACAGGCCUCCACAGCGAGAGUCGCUUUGACAAUAAAUCAUCUCAAUCAGAUGCUCUCGCGUCUGUUGAUCAGACUUUAGAUCCAUUGGCAUGCUCCUUCUCCACGUUGAAAACGUUGACAUGGCAAAUCCUGACCAACAGGGACUUUCAGCUAUUUGUACUAAUGAACUUCUUCCAGGUGUUCAUGCUGGCCUUCUUUAAUAAUUUUACCAUGAUAUUUACUGAGCACCUGAUUCCUUCAGAUGUGCUUCCAUCAUUGGCAAAGAGCAUCAUGUAUGGAGCAGGAUUCAUCUGUCCACAGCUUUUAGUGCUGAGCUCUCAGAGUCUGCUGCAUAGGCAUGGCUACUACAGGAUCAUCCUCUUCAUCUUCUAUGUGGAGGCUGGAAUGGCAGCUGUCAUGCUAGCAAUUGGUCCUCAGCACUACUAUUUCAUGGCAUUUUUCCUCACCAUUAACAUGGUUAUAAUUCAGGGCUCCUUCAGUCUUUUUGGGUUGCCUUUGGCUGACAUUAUUGACACUGACCUGCAGAAAUACAAGCGAAGUUCCCCUCUCUCUUCUAUGGUGUUUGGAACAAAUGCACUGUUCACAAAGCCAGCUCAGUCUCUGGCUCCUAUGAUAGUCUUAAGUAUCCUGAACCAGUUUGGGUAUGAACAGCUGAAGGAUGUCACAAAGGAUUCAGAUCCGAGUGCCUUGGAGAGCCUCCACAGAGCCAUGUUCUACUUGGUUUGCUUGGUGCCCAUGUGUGUCGCUGCUCUGCAAGUCCUGGCUUGGAGGCCGUUUUCCAUUCGCAACAGUCACACAGUUGACACAAAGUGUAUUGAUGGCUAACAUCAGUAUUCUCGGUAUUCAAAGAACCUGGCUUAAUUGCCUGUAGUUGGGAUCUGUAAAUGAGUCAUUUAAAAUUAGUAUUUUUGUAUAUUUAAAUGAGUGAAUAUAUUGAAAUUUUAACAGGGAACAACUGUAAAUCAUAAAGUACCUUAAAAUCAAACAAAUCAAGGGGCUUUAAAUAUUUGAAGUGGAAAGAAGUAAAUGUUUUAAAUGGCAAUUUUCAUCUGGGUGCAAAUAUAUCUAGAUUUUAUCCCACUUACUUUGAUUUAAAAGUGGUAUUUUACUUCCCAUUUUUAAACAUUUACUGAUUGUUGGGUUGGGCGGGGCACAAAUUCAGCAUUAUAAUAGUUUGUUAGUUUAUAAUUAGUGUGUGAGAUAUAUUUUUAUGACAAAAUCCCACCAACUGUUCAGCUACACUUAUCAGCAUCCUACAUUAUAAGGUGGAUGUUCGGAAGGCCAAAAGGUUCUGAGUAAACAAUGAACUUAAGUAAAGGAACUUUACUCAUGCAAACAUUGAAGUUGGAUGUUAGAUCGCUGCUUUAGCAAUGAGAACAAAUAGUCGAGACAUUCUGGAUCCUCAAAGAGUCAACUGAAACACAAACUCAAGCAUCUACUUGAAGAGAAGUAUUUAGUUAACAGCUUCACAUCUCUGGAACAAAAAACUGGUCGUGUGGUUAUUUCUUGAAGACUAUCAUUUAAGUGUCAACUUUGAUUUUUUGAUCAUUUUGUGCACAAAAAAUAUUUUGUUUAAUUUUUUUGUCUGUUUAUGAUGCUUUUAUAUAUCAUCUAUAUCAGCGGUUACCCAACCCCCGGGCCUCGGACCGGUACCGGUCCGUGAGUCGUUUAUGCAGUCUUUGAAUGAAGGCUGUAAAUGGUGAAAACUAAUCUAAGGAUUAUAAUCCAGUGUAUGAAUGGACAUUAUAAUGUAAAAUGUAUUGAGAUUUAGGGGAUGGGAUAUGCUUCACAGCUGGCUAAGAAUGCUAAACAUUGCCUUAAUGUGAAUUUCUAAUAAGUUUACUGUGAUUUCUCUAAAGAGAAACAACGCCCUCUCUUUUCCUAUGAUAACAUAAGCUGUAUUUGACAUACAGACAUGUGCUGUAUUUUGUUCUAUGUUUUGGUAUCAGAUUCUAUAAAUGUGUUGUUUCUAAUUAAAAAUGGUAAAAAAAAAUCUAUCCGUGGUACAUUUAUGUUUUUGAUUAGAUUUUAAGAAUAUUUUAAAGAAAUUCUUGGUCAAUAAUGUAACAAACAUUAAGCGCUAUCAAAAAAGUGCCAUGACUUCUUUAAUGAGAAAUGGCUUUAUCAUUUCAUGUCAGUUCACUGCCAGUAAUCGUCGUGAUUAAUGAUUCGUGCAAUAAAAGGUGUAACAUUUUGCUUUUUGUAGAAGUGAAAUUCAGAUGUAAUUCCUCUAAUGUGGAUCGUCUAAUUAUCCCCCUUUUGUGUUGCAGAAAGCCCUGAAAAUAAAAUCCUUGGAAAAAGUUGUUA